AUGGGGCCCCCGGGCAAUAGGGGAUCAUGGGGCCCCUGUGUCCUUGCCCGAACUGAAAAAAGCCUAUGAAAAAGGCAUGCAGACUGCUUCUACAAACAUUACCAUACAAGGGCCAAUUUUAGACAGGCACCUAUCAGCAUGUCUUUGAAGUGUGGUGGGAAACCGGAGAUCCCAGAACAGGGGCGGACUGACAACUCAUGGGGCCCCCGGGCAAUAGGGGAUCAUGGGGCCCCUGUGUCCUUGCCAAAACUCGAAAAAGCCUAUGAAAAAGGUACCAGGGGCAUCUCAUGGGGCCCCCUACUGACCCCGGGCCCUCGGGCAGUGCCCGAGUUUACAAAUGGUCAGUCCGCCCCUGUCCCUGAGAAACCCACACAAGCAAACGGAGAACAAACAAAUUCC
This is a messenger RNA of Staurois parvus, 399 nucleotides long. NCBI's taxonomy places the organism in Eukaryota, Metazoa, Chordata, Amphibia, Anura, Ranidae. The record is from the annotation of a GenBank genome assembly.